CAAAAAUAAAUCAAUGUUUUCAUCAGAGAAUUGUUCCUUUAAAAGUAGAGUACCUAAUAAUUAUCUAAAACAACAUAAAUUAUGAAUGCUGCUACACGAAAAGGCCCGGUGUUCGAUCCUGGGCUAUGCCGAUGCUGUGGCAACAUUAAAAAAUGCCGGCUUUUGAAUGUGGAAUACGAGUGGUGCGGAAAAAAAGAGAUUUAUAGUGACAUGUUUGUUGAUUGUUUCGGUUUAUUUCUAACAAACCUGGAUAGUGAACCUACUGAGCGUCUGAUCUGUGCGACCUGCGUUACAAGACUGCGGGAGGCGACCUGUUUCAAACAACAAGUACUGCAGUGCGAGCAAAGGCUUCUGCAAACUGAGAUCAAGGUUCAUGUUGAAGAAGAAGUGAAGGCAGAAGAUGGAGCCAUGAAAGAAGAAUUGUUUGAUGCGAACAAUGCAUUAGAUUGUUCACCAAUGAGUGAUGAUGAUGGUGAACGAAUAGAUAACGAUAUGGACAGCAUAAAAAGCGAUCCGGAAUAUAAGCCUGCAAAGAAGAUAAAACGGAAAAAGAAGACAGUCAAAGUCCGUCGGAAGAAGAGAGCUAAAAAAGAGAUUGAGAAACCUGAGAAAGAUCGAGAAACAAUUGAGAAAUAUGAUGUAACUGACGAGAAACCGACACAGAUGCAGGAUGUCGACGUCGAAACGCACAAGCCGAAGAAGCGUGUCAUAGACAACGAGGUCAAAUCGUUCCACAACACUGUGACCUUAGUCGAAAAUACGUUCGUAUGUCCGUUCGACACCUCAUUCUCGGAUUACUAUUGCGUAUACUGCAGAGAAGUGCACACGGAUCCGGUGAAAUUGAGAGAGCACACGUUGACACACGAUCCUACAACGUUCAAGGACGUGUUCAACAAGAAACAUCCGCAAAUCGAUAUAACAAAAAUCGAUUGUCGCAUCUGCACCGCCGCCAUAGACAACGUGGACGAUGCCAAGCGACAUUUGACAGAUGCCCACGAGCGAUUUCUGCACGAGGAUGUGACGAAUGAAUUUUUGAAAUUCAAAUUGACAGUUCGGAAUUUGAAGUGUUUAGAGUGUGACGCGUCGUUUAGUUUUUUUCACGCGUUGAAAAAACACACGGCCGAACAUUUCGGCUCUUGCGUUUGCGAUGUAUGCGGAGCUCAUUAUUUCGAAGAGAGAAUGCUGGUUCUCCAUCAGAAGACUCACCAGAGAACGGACGAGAGUUAUCCGUGCAAGGAGUGCGGUAAAGCGUUCAAAUCUAAACACAGCCGACAUUUGCACGAAGCAAGAACACAUAAGAAGGAGCCGGCGUAUCAUUGUAACAAAUGCGAUGAGAUUUUGUUCAGCUAUUCUUUGAGGUACAGACACAUGAUCGAAGUGCACGGUGAGCAGAGGAUGUAUCCGUGCGAAUCCUGUGAUCGCUCUUACGACAGCCGUAAAAGCCUUAGGGAGCACAACAGGCGUUUCCACCUCAAGAUAUAUAAACACCAGUGCGAUCUGUGCGACAAGAGAUUCUAUCUGCCGUCGCGUUUGAAGGAACAUCUUGCCACGCACACGGGUGAGAGGAAUUACAGAUGUGAAUAUUGCGGUAAGAGUUAUCCGAGACUUCGCGGUCUCAAAGUGCACAUGCAGUCGCACAAUUCGGAAAAGAAGUACAAAUGUGUUCUGUGCAUGGCGUCGUUUACACAGAACGUUAAUCUAAAGAACCAUAUGAAGAGGCAGCACCAAACGGACGGCGAAUAUCACGAGGUUUCUCAGUAAUUUCUCGGCUAUCACGAUGUUUCUCGGCGGUUUCUCGCCUACCACGAUGUUUCUCAUUGUUUUCACGAAUUAAUAAAAUUAUGUUUCUCAGUGAAUUCUUGGACUAUUACUACUAUAUAAUUGAAUCCUCUGAAAAUUAUCUCAAUGAAUGAUGUGACGUCAAUAAGUGAACCUUGUAUCCAAUUUUGAAAAUAAAUCUAUUCUAAUUUUUUUUUGUUAUAGAUAUAGAUUAUAGAAAUACGAUACAAUACUGAAGGGAAACACUUAGAGAGGAUUCCUAAAAAUUCUUAGGGAAUCGGGAAUUGAUGGAAAUUUUCAUUUAGUUUUGAAUGUACAAUUUAUUUUACUGUUUUAAUUGAAAAUGUGUAUCGUGCAAAG
Molecule: messenger RNA, 2139 nt
Organism: Amyelois transitella
Lineage: Eukaryota; Metazoa; Arthropoda; Insecta; Lepidoptera; Pyralidae
Product: zinc finger protein 569
Exons: 7
Coding region: 82-1761 (559 amino acids)
Biological process (GO): regulation of transcription by RNA polymerase II
Cellular component (GO): nucleus
Molecular function (GO): zinc ion binding; DNA-binding transcription factor activity, RNA polymerase II-specific; RNA polymerase II cis-regulatory region sequence-specific DNA binding
Source: RefSeq, a predicted model, not a curated record